UUGACGCUCGAGUCAACUCGCUCAUUUACUCCGCACUCGUUCGCAGUUUGUUUUGAGACGUGAGACAAUGAGGUUUGCGGAUGCUUGCAAUAUUUGCACGAUCACGAUUCGAUAUCACAACAAGCCUGAUCAAAUCGCUUCCCGUCUGCGUUUUCUAUCUCUUCGCAACAGAAAUCAGCCCAAAUGCAUUUCAUUUUUCUGGUGCAGCAAAUGAAAACAGAAUAGUAUUGCGUCCAUAGCUGACGCAGGAUGAACCUUUAAGUUGAAGAAGAAAAGGAAAAAAGAGAAGAAUAUACGCGCGCAUUUCAAAGUGGAGAAUAACAAUUAAAAAUAGGAAGAAAGGAAUAAAAGGCCGGUUAUAUACGCGUCAGCGAAAGCGAACGAGAAAGAUACCGAAGAGAUUUGACUUACGAGCGACUCGAAAGUCAAGUAUCGAGAGAAUCGACGUACAAUAACUUAUAUACAGUGCGAAACAACGAAAGAUAAUACGAAGUAUUCAUACCAAAAGAGAAUUUCGGACACAAAUUACAGAGAACGCAAAUGGACGUCCGUAACAAAUCCCACGGAUUGAAAUUAUUAGAAAUAUAAUUAAGAAAGAAAAAGAAGGCAUUUACCGUCACGUCGUAUCGCGUGGCGCAAUACGAAAGUGAUUAUUAUUUAUGGUGCGUUGAUUAUUAUUUAUUUUCCGAACAAGCGAUUCUCAAGUUGAGGGAGAAAAAACACUUUCCGUCAUUCCGCAAGGAUCGAUAAAAAAUGUGGUGCUCUUCCAGUGAGAGCGCUCAGGAGGAGCGUGCUCGAGGAGCCGACGAGAAGAGAUUGCGGAACGAUGGGAACAACGACGACAAUGACGAUGAAUUUGUGAAGGAUAAUGUCGACUCCGGAUUUCUAUCGGCCAGCAAUAUGCAGAUCAGCGACGAGAUUCGUGAGUCUUGUGUCUUACAGUCGCGACAGGAAGACAAUUGGCGGAUAAAUGAGCAAGUCGCAUCGGGAGCGACGACCUCGGUAUCGCUGUUAUCAUCAACGAUGGCGGCAGUCGUCGAUAGCGGCGUCGUGGACGUCGACCUCAGCGAAAGCCUGAACCAGCUCACCUUGCAAAAGCAGCCCGUUCAACUGCCUGGCUUGAAUCCUCUCGCUAUUGACAGCGGAAUUCAACCCGAGCCCACGACAAUCUUUGAACUAAUACCCGUAAAAUCGAACCAAAGACUAAGGCAACACCAGGAUGAUCUUCUGUUCAAAGAGCAUCAACAAGAAGAUGUUAAGAAAUAUGCAAUAAUUAACGAGAAUACUUGGCAGCUUUACUAUAUGCAAGACGAUGACGGUGACACGCAAUUGCACAUCGCGAUCAUGCAGGGUUAUGUGGAGGCUGCACUUAUUUUGAUAAGGCUGGCUCCUCAUCCGUAUCUGUUGAACAUCUACAAUGAUGACUGGCAAUCAUCUUUACAUCUGGCAGUAUUGACGAAUCAGUCGCUAAUCGUUAGACGACUGAUUCUGGCGAGCGCAGAUCCAUCUUUGAGGAAUUUCCAUGGAAACACAGCUCUCCACCUAGCGUGCAUGAACGGGGAUCUUGCUUGUGCCAAGGCUCUGACGGAUCCAUUAUCUCCAAUGGAGAGGAAUAAUUUGAUACCUGGACAAAUAGUACCAGCUUUACCUCAGAAUUUAGAGCAACGUAAUUAUAGCGGUGAGAUGUGCUUGCACCUGGCUGCCACUAACGGACACGUGAAUUUGGUACGUCUUCUGUUGCGUCUCGGUGCUGAUCUCGAAGCGAGGGAAGCCUUAGCGGGAAAAACGGCACUUCAUCUUGCAAUGGAACGGAAAUGUCGAUCGGUAGUUAACUUCUUGUUGCAGGAAUGCAAGCCUUGUUUAGACACACAGAUGUACAGCGGCCUAACGGCCUAUCAGCUAGCACUGUGCAUCGACAGCCAGCUCGCCAGGGAACUGGUGCGAUAUGGCGCAAAACCGGAGCCGCUGCCGGAUUCGGAUUCGGAUUUGGAGAACAAUUCCGAGAACAAUUCCGAGGAUGAAACUUAUGGUGAGAUGAGUUAUUUGUCCGCGAUCGUCAAGAUGCAAAACGCAGUCGAAUUGAAAGUCUAAAAUAUUCACUGAUAAGUAUCCGAUUAAUCGAACGGAUCUAAGCACUGUAAGAUGAGUGAGAAUGAAAAAAAAUGACAAAAAAACAUGUAUAUACGUAUAUACAUAUGAGAACGAAUCUCGAAUUAUAUAUAAAAAUGACUAUGGUUUUGUCGAAUUCAAGUGGACAAUUGCAGUAAAGCAAGAUUACAAAAUAAUUAACAUUAUAUCU
This is a messenger RNA of Atta colombica, 2299 nucleotides long. Its product is annotated as NF-kappa-B inhibitor cactus-like. The record is from RefSeq and is a predicted model, not a curated record. The transcript has 3 exons. NCBI's taxonomy places the organism in Eukaryota, Metazoa, Arthropoda, Insecta, Hymenoptera, Formicidae. Bases 754 to 2091 code for a protein of 445 amino acids. Gene Ontology annotation, molecular function: protein binding.